Messenger RNA from Sitodiplosis mosellana (orange wheat blossom midge), 3705 nucleotides. RefSeq names its product endoplasmic reticulum mannosyl-oligosaccharide 1,2-alpha-mannosidase (gene alpha-Man-Ib). The transcript has 10 exons. The coding region runs from base 940 to 2787 and encodes 615 amino acids. The record is from RefSeq and is a predicted model, not a curated record. Gene Ontology annotation, molecular function: mannosyl-oligosaccharide 1,2-alpha-mannosidase activity; calcium ion binding. Gene Ontology annotation, cellular component: endoplasmic reticulum; membrane. Lineage: Eukaryota; Metazoa; Arthropoda; Insecta; Diptera; Cecidomyiidae. Gene Ontology annotation, biological process: N-glycan processing; carbohydrate metabolic process.
GACGUUUCUGUGUACAGAUGUCAAUAACACUUUGAUUUACCAACUUCAAACCACCUACAUAAGUACAUCUUUCAAAUUGAUGGUCGCAAAAAUACUGUGUACGGCUCUCUCUCUCACAAAACAAUCUGUGCUAUAGUUUUAGGUUGUUGAAAAAAAAAUACAUCAUUCAAUUGAAAAGAAGAUCAUUUAAACGGUGGGAUACAUGUGAUUCAUUGUUCCACGUAUUUACAAUUGUGGGUAUUUUUGUUCCCGCUUUGGACGAUUACAUACACGCAUACGAUGAUAAAGUAUACGACAUAUUGACUGACAUAGCCAAAUGUCUGCCAUCACCACACAGAACAGAACACUGUAGAGUAGUCAACUUUUUUCAUCGUUCGGGCUCCAGUCAACAAAGUGAACAUUGGGAUUCAAUCGAAAUAUUGACGAUUGAAGAAGAAGAAAAACAACAACAACAACAAAACGACGACGAACGGUGAAUGACGCUACCAUCAAAAUUCGUCCCUUGUGGUGUGACACUGGUUUUCAAUUCUGUGUCACAAACCAAAAUUCUUGAUGUGCAAUCAAUUGAAUUGAGGACAAAAAAAGUAAAGAACAUGCAUAGCCAUUCAAAUGGAAAUUUUGCCGCCUCUACAUGCCAAUAUGAAUGAACAAUUUUGAAUGUGUUUUAUUCACUGCCAGUGAAUCAAUGGAUUGCUGUAAUUGCUGUUUAAAAAAAAGAGAGUCGGUGUGUUUAUUCGGAGAUGAGCUGUCCAACAUGAAUAUCCAAUCGACACAGUAUUGAAUAUAGCGAAUAUCUAUUCGCUGUGUGCAACCAGGUUCAUCUGUAUUUUGUUUUUCAUUCAAAAUUCCGUGUGUACACAGAUCCACAGAUUGUCCAUAAAUUAAAAUCGCGCGCUUGCAGCUGUUAAUUCCUCUUCCCCCUCCUAGAUUUUACGAAAUAUGCAUGGUAAAAACGACCACAUUUUUGUGCCAAUCGCUUCAACCGAUACAAAUGUUGCGCCAGGCAAAAAGAGUUGUCGACGUUACUGGAACCAAUUGUCGCGACUCCAGCGAAAUAUCAUAAUAGUUGUGAUCUCAGGACUCUGCAUAAUACUUUUGCUGUGGAUACCUUCGAUUCAAGGAAACAAUGAUUACGGCGACAAAGAAUAUUCAGCAAAUCACAUUCAAAUAACACCGAUACGCGAUCAAUCGAAUAACGAUUUGACCGCAAUCGAUGGUGGCAAACGAAAUAAAAAUGAGGAUGAUAAUGAAAUUGAUUUGAACAAUGGAAUAUUAGGUGUUGAUGUAGCAGAAAAUGGAAAGGCGGUGAAUAGCGUUGACAGCAACAAUGUGAUGGCAAAUAAUGUGAUUGAUAACGUAGAAAAUGUACGAAAUAAUGCAAUCGAUGCAGCAGUUGAUGUACCCAAACUUAAAGAAUUUAAAGGGCCCACCAAUGACCGGCAACGGGCGGUUGUUGCGGCCGCGCGACACGCUUGGACCGGAUACAAAAAAUUCGCAUGGGGUCACGAUAAUCUAAAACCAAUCUCGAUGGGUUCACAUGAUUGGUUCGGUUUAGGUCUUACCAUUGUCGAUGCACUCGACACACUUUACAUCAUGAAUAUGCAAGAAGAAUAUGAAGAUGCCAGAAAUUGGGUGGAUUUAUAUUUGAAAUUGGACGUUAACCGUGACAUAAAUUUAUUCGAAGUUACCAUUCGCGUGCUUGGCGGUUUACUGGGCGCAUACCAUUUGUCCGGCGACAAAAUGUUUUUGACGAAAGCAACUGAAUUGGGUAAUCGAUUGAUGCCAGCAUUCAGCUCUCCGUCUGGAAUACCAUACAGUGAUGUUAACCUAGCCACAAUGGUGGCACAUUCUCCGAAAUGGUCACCCGAUAGUUCUACAAGUGAGGUGACAACCAUUCAGUUGGAAUUCCGAGAUUUGAGCCGGAUUACGAAUGAUCCAACAUUUGAAAAUGCGAUCAACAAAAUAAACGAGAAAGUGCAUAAUUUGGAGAAGAAAAAUGGACUGGUACCAAUUUUCAUAAAUGCAAACACGGGAAUGUUUCGCAAUUUUGCAACAAUAUCUUUGGGUGCGCGCGGUGAUUCGUACUAUGAAUACCUGCUGAAGCAAUGGGUACAAACGGGCAAAAAGACUAAUGAUUUUCUUAUAGAGGAUUACAUCGCGGCAAUCGAUGGGGUAAUCGAGCAUUUGGUACGUCGAACACCGAACGAAAAAUAUGUGUAUAUCGGUGAAUUGAUUAAUGGAAAAGAUUUCAAGCCAAAAAUGGAUCAUCUUACGUGCUUCCUACCUGGAACACUACUACUCGGUUACACAAAUGGCAUGCCUGAGUCACAUUUACACCUCGCACAAGAUCUAAUGGAGACAUGCUAUCAAAUGUAUGCAAAGCAACAAACAUUUUUGGCACCCGAAAUUGUCUACUUCAAUUUGAACGGUGAAAGUGAGACGGACAUUUAUGUCAAAUCAAAUGAUGCACAUAAUUUAUUGCGGCCUGAAUUCAUCGAAAGCCUGUAUUAUUUCUACUCAUUGACCGGUAAUACAACGUACCAAGACAUGGGCUGGACCAUAUUCAAUGCAUUUGAAAAAUAUACAAAAGUGAAAAAUGGCUACACAUCCAUUGGUAAUGUGAAAAAUGCUUUAAAUACACGACCGCGUGACAUGAUGGAAUCGUUCUAUCUGGGCGAAAUGUUGAAAUACUUCUAUUUAUUGUUCAGCGAUGACCGUAAAGAAAUCGAUUUGGAAAAGUUUGUGUUUAAUUCCGAAGCGCAUGCAUUUCCCAUUGGCAACAAUUAAUUAUGAUCGAUAGCAGCAACAGUAACAGAGCAACACAACUAGCAAGAAAACACGAAGUAGAAAAUGUUUUAUUUGUAAAAUUUAGUUUUAGUCGUCGCAUACAAAUCGCAUGUCCGUCUUCGUCGUAGUGCGAAAAAUCUGGCAAUAAGCAACAGAAAAAUAAGAGCUUAUAAUAUCUGUGUGGUUUGUUAUUUAUUGAUAUUUUUUUUAGGGCUGUCGAAUUUUCCGUUGAGAAUAUGUAUAAUUUAGUUUUGUUCAUCUUUUUUUUUUGUUGGAUUCUGUUUUUUCCUUCCCUCUUCCUCUUUUUAUGUAAAUUAAAGAAAAUUAUUUAUUUAAGGCAGAUCAAAGAGCGAUAUUUUCUCAUUCACUGCCAAUGAUCCAAAUAUAAAAGAAAAUCUACAAACAAAACGAAGAAUAAAGAAUAGAGAUGAAAAUUAUUCUGUUUGGGGACGUUAUUAUGCAGCAUAGCAACAGUCAAAUAAGAUAAGACAAAUUUAUAGAAGAAAAAAGCAACAAAUCAUGCCAAAUAUUCCAGAAAUUAAACAAAAAAUAGUCGUUUAACAAACAUCAAGAUAAUAUUUCGAAUUUGAAUCGAUUGGGUUUUUGUUUUUGUUGUUUUUUUUUGUCAAUACGUAAAUUCGAGAAUAAGAUGCAGUCAUGCACAAAUGACCGACACAUUUAGCGUGUAAAAUUCCAUUACUUAACUGAAGUAAACGUCAGCAUAGAGCCACUUGCACUGUUUUAAAGCGCUUCACAUUUUACAAAAAAAAAUGUUUCGGUGGAAAAAAAAGAAUGAUAUAUUAGUAUUGAACCAAAUUGUAUCCGAUUUGAAGCUGUAUUCAUGUAUAAACAAAACGGGUGCAUUUAAUAAAAUAAAAUAAAUAAAACCCUAUAAUUUUUAGUGAAAGAAAAACAAAA